Molecule: messenger RNA, 996 nt
Organism: Dujonia railenensis
Lineage: Eukaryota; Fungi; Ascomycota; Pichiomycetes; Serinales; Debaryomycetaceae
Source: the annotation of a GenBank genome assembly
AUGACUACUGUCGAUAGUAAGAUAGACAAUUUACCCUGGGUUGAGAAGUACCGUCCCACUACCCUUGACGAUGUCUAUGGACAGACAGAUAUAGUGGAAACUGUGCGUAAGUUUGUACAUGAAGGGAAGCUUCCUCAUUUACUAUUCUACGGUCCACCAGGAACAGGUAAAACAUCCACCAUUAUUGCGCUUGCAAGGGAAAUUUACGGGCCCAAUUACAAAAACAUGGUCUUGGAAUUGAACGCUUCGGAUGACAGAGGAAUUGAUGUUGUCAGAAAUCAAAUCAAGCAGUUUGCAUCCACUAUGCAGAUAUUCAGCAAGGGAUUCAAGUUGAUCAUAUUGGAUGAAGCGGACGCCAUGACUUCAGUAGCGCAAAACUCUUUGAGAAGAAUCAUCGAGAAGUACACGAAGAACACCAGGUUUUGUAUAUUGGCCAACUAUGCUCACAAAUUGAACCCUGCGCUUCUCUCUAGAUGUACAAGGUUUAGGUUUCAUCCCAUAAGCGAAGCAGCUAUUAAAGAGAGAAUAAACCAAGUGAUCAUAAAGGAAAACUUACAUAUCGAGAAGAAAGCAGAAAAUGCCUUGCUAGAGUUAUCCAAGGGUGAUAUGAGAAGAGCCUUAAACGUUUUACAGGCCUGUAAAGCUGCUUUGUCGACUGACGAUGAGGAGAUUGACCAAGAUAUGAUCUACGAAUGCAUAGGUGCCCCACAUCCGCAAGACAUUGAAUUGCUGCUUGAUACUAUAUUGAAAGAAGACUGGGUGAAAUCGUACAAGACCAUUGAGCAUGUGAAGAGAGAGAAGGGAUUGGCUUUAGUUGAUUUGAUGAGUGGUUUCGUUGAGGUGUUGAGUAAGUAUGAAUUGAGUAAUGCAGCAAGAGUUGCGAUUUUAGGUGGAUUGGCUGACAUAGAGUACGGUAUCUCGAGAGGUGGGAAUGAUAAGAUUCAGACUAGUGCCAUUAUCGGGGUGAUAAAGAGUGCAAUGGAAAAGCAAAAGUAG